CUAGGCCGCGUCCCGUCACCAUGGCAACCGAGCGCCGCCAUUUUUCCUCGCUGAAACCACGCCCUCCUCUUACCAAUUCCGGUCACCUGACCCCGAGUGGGCGGGGCUUCGCCCCCCGCUGCCAACCGCUUCCUCCCGCUGGGUCACGUGGGCGCAACAACCGGAACCGGAGGGGCCCGGAGAAGCUCGUAACCGGAAGCGGCGGCAGCAUGGACGCGGCGGGGCUCGCCCCCAAACGCCGCGGGCCCGGCCCGGUUCCUCCCCGCAUGGCGGAGCCGCGGCCGCUGUUCGACGACACGAGCGGGGCCGGCGGGACGGGCCGGGCCUACGGGGCAGCGGCAGCGCCAGCACCGAACGUCAGCGCUGCUGCUGCCGCCGCGUUCCUGGCCGAGCCCGUGUCCAGCAUCGCGGCCGCGUAUGGGAGCAGCUGGGCCAGCCAGGGACGGGACAUGGUGGACAGGAACAUCGACCGGUUCCUGCCCCUGGGCCGGCUCAAGUAUUACUUUGCAGUGGACACAGCGUAUGUCAGGAGGAAACUGGGGCUGCUCUUCUUCCCCUUCCUGCACCAGGACUGGCAGGUUCAAUACCAGCAGGACGGUCCGGUCGCUCCCCGCUUUGACGUCAACGCCCCCGACCUCUACAUCCCAGCGAUGGCGUUCAUCACUUACCUGCUGGUGGCCGGGCUGGCGCUGGGCACCCAGAACAGAUUCUCCCCGGACAGCCUGGGGCUGCAGGCGAGCUCAGCGCUGGCCUGGCUGCUGCUGGAGGUGCUGGCGGUGCUGCUCAGCCUCUACCUGUUCUCGCUGCCCACUGACCUCACCACCCCCGACCUGCUGGCCUUUGCCGGAUACAAAUACGUGGGGAUGAUCACAGCGCUGCUGGCCGGGCUGCUGUUCGGGAGCACCGGGUACCACGCCGUCCUGGGAUGGUGCUGCCUCAGCAUCUUCAUCUUCAUGGUGCGGUCGCUGCGGCUGAAGCUGUUGGCAGAGUCAGCUGUGGGGGUCCCAGGGCGGGGGUCCCGCUCCCCCCCCCGCACGUACCUGACCGCCACCAUUGCAGCUGUGCAGCCUGUCUUCAUGUACGCCCUCACCGCCCACCUCGUGCGCUGAUUUGGGGGACAAAACUCCGUUUUUGGGGUCUGGGAAUGCCUCCCCCUUCCCUCAUUCCCGGAACCCCCUCAAGCUGUGCAAUAAACAAUGUACACAAUGGGA
This is a messenger RNA of Coturnix japonica (Japanese quail), 1211 nucleotides long. RefSeq names its product protein YIF1B. Gene Ontology annotation, biological process: endoplasmic reticulum to Golgi vesicle-mediated transport. The record is from RefSeq and is a predicted model, not a curated record. Lineage: Eukaryota; Metazoa; Chordata; Aves; Galliformes; Phasianidae. Gene Ontology annotation, cellular component: endoplasmic reticulum membrane; COPII-coated ER to Golgi transport vesicle; Golgi membrane.